Esox lucius (northern pike) is the source of this 2879-nucleotide messenger RNA. RefSeq names its product reticulon-4 receptor-like 1 (gene rtn4rl1a). NCBI's taxonomy places the organism in Eukaryota, Metazoa, Chordata, Actinopteri, Esociformes, Esocidae. Gene Ontology annotation, cellular component: plasma membrane. The transcript is spliced from 7 exons. Bases 409 to 1818 code for a protein of 469 amino acids. The record is from RefSeq and is a predicted model, not a curated record. Gene Ontology annotation, molecular function: protein binding.
AGAGAAAGACGGACGGACCGAGAGAUACAGUGUUAGAGAGAGAAAGACAGAUAGAGAAGGGGGUGCAGCGGCAAAAAGGAGAUGGUGAGACGCGCGGCGCACGCUAUCUGUCCUCCUCCAGUAGACAUCCUUAAGAUCAUCACGCGGAGGGAGAGGAGAUUGAAACGGCUGCCGCGAGUGCCGGGUUAGCAGAGACAGGAGAAGACAGUAACCCACGCGGCAUUCCUGCCUUGGCGAUUAACGAUUGAUUUUGGGGUGUUAAAUGUUUUGUGGUUAUUCGUAGAGCUCAAAGCCUGGACAUAGGAAUGGAAAAAGACAAGCAGCCUACAUUUGCCCGAAGGAGACGUCCAAGCAGGAUAGGAAUCAAACUGGAAUAACCUAUCCACGAAUUGAACAGCCGCUUUCAACAUGUUUAGAAGAGGUGGUGGCGGGUUAGGUGUGCUCCAGCUGCUGGUACUGUGUGGAUGUUUGGAGCUGUCCUCCCCAUGUCCUCGAGACUGUAUCUGCUACACCUCUCCCAGUACAGUGUCCUGCCAGGCGCACAACUUCCUGUCCGUGCCUGAGGAGAUCCCUGCCCAGAGCGAGAGGGUUUUCCUGCAGAACAACCGGAUCCAGCGUCUGCUACGAGGUCACUUCAGCCCCACCACCGCCAUGCUGUGGCUCUACUCCAACAACAUCUCCUACAUCCAGGCCUCCACCUUCCACGGCUUCACCCGCCUGGAGGAGCUGGACCUGGGGGACAACCGCCACCUGAGGGCCCUGGCUUCGGACACCUUUCAGGGCCUGAGCCGGCUGCACGCCCUGCACCUCUACCACUGCGGGUUGCUCAGCCUACCGCCGGGGAUCUUCGAAGGGCUCAGUAGCCUGCAGUAUCUCUAUCUACAGGAUAACCAGCUGGAGUUUCUGGAGGAUGACCUGUUUGUUGACCUGCUAAACCUCAGCCACCUCUUUCUCCAUGGCAACAAGCUGUGGUCCCUGCACCAGAACACCUUCAGGGGACUGGGAGUUCUGGACCGUCUCUUACUGCACCAGAACCGUCUGCAGUGGGUCCACCGCCUGGCCUUCCACGAUCUGCGUCGCCUCACCACCCUCUACCUGUUCAACAACUCCCUGGCAGAGCUGUCUGGGGCGUGCCUGGCUGUGCUGCCCGCCCUGGAGUACCUGAGGCUCAACGACAACCCCUGGGAGUGUGACUGCAAGGCCCUGCCUCUCUGGGAUUGGCUGCGGAGGUUCCGCGGGUCUACGUCAGCUCUGGGGUGUGUGUCACCCCCUGAGCUCCGGGGCCGGGACCUGAAGGGCCUGAAGAAGGAGGAUCUGCCCAGCUGUUCGGCAGGAGAAGCCGGGGGAGGGGGUGUCGUAGGCGGGGAGGACGAACUGGGCGAGUCCCUGGUGAAAGAGGAGGACCACCGACUGAAUCACCGGAACCACCGACACCGCCACAACCACCACCAGUACCCGCACCUCCCCCACGGAGACCAACACAACGGGGACCCGCCCCCCCCGGCCUUGCCAAGGCCCCCCACAGGGAGCCGUAGGAACUGCACCCGCCACCGGGGGCGCAAGGGCAAGGCUGGGGGUCAGGGGGGGGUGAAUGAGGUGCAGGGCGAGGGGGAGGAGAAGGACUACGACCCUGGAGAGGCUAAACACGACCCCUCCACGCCCCCACGCAGGAGGAACAAGUGUGUCCCCAGGACUUCAGUUGGCCCGCCCAGCGGGGUCCAGAGAGUCAAUGGUAAUGCAGCGUGCCGCCCCACUGGGGCUUUUCUCUGCCUCCUAUUGGCUGUGCUCCUGUCCAUCACGGCCGUGAUCCUGCGGUGAGACUGGGGAGGGUUUACACUUGACUGGUGUUUUACCCACAGCACGGUACACUCGUCUGUGAACGGCGGACUCACUCUGGCUCCUGCACGGAGGUGUGUGAUUCUGUGUGUGUGUGGGUGGGCGGGUGUUUGCGAGCACGUGUGAGUUUGUCUUAGUGUACUGUAUGGAUGUGUACCUGUGACAUAUGGAAGGGAAGGUCUUUGGGAUACCCGUCGCUCUUUGAUUAUGUCAUAAAGGGGAGACAGUGGCUCACCUCCGGAGUUCUGAUUUCUGUGGUUGAUCGACUGAACUGAGGAUUUCAGGAAAGGUCUUCUGCUACCGCCGGGGACGACGUCUCAGCACAGACAGACAAAACGACCCUGCUGAACUUGCCGUACUGUAAAAACAUCUCUAAAAAUAUCAGUCCACUGGGUUCUGUGAUGCUGUGUUUCUAAGUUCAUAGUGUGAAGAGUGUCCAUGUUUGUCUGCCCACUGCAAAACCAACCAGACUUUUACCACAAUUAACUGUCAUUAUAACCUCAUCCUGAAAGGGAGAGAACCCUGAAGCGAGAAAGGGAAUAUGGGAGAAUGUGUGUGUGUUUAAAUAUGAUUGUGUGUGCGUGUGUGUGAGAACAUGCAUGUUGUAAAUGAACCAGUCCCUUGACCAUUUCGGUAAAGGGACAAUACAGUAUACAAGCCAUUCUAUUUCUAGAGAAAGAAAGGGAGGGAAAUUGAGAGGACAGAGUGAGAGGGAGAGAGAGGACAGUGAAAGAGAUGGGAGAGAGAGAGAGAGAGGAGGUUAGAGUGCCUACAGUAAGUCUUGAUUCUCAAGAGAUGCAAAAGCCAAGAGGUUAGAGGACAGUGAUGGCUGACAGAGCAGUUGAGAGGUUAUUGGUCCCUUUCAUUGAUCUAUUGAAUUUACUUCUCCCACAGCCUAAGAGCUAGUAGCAGGGCCUGCCGUAUAUGGACAUACACAUCAGAGAACAAGAAUGAUGGAAUGAUUGAAUAAGGAUGUGAAUUCCCGGCUGUCCAAUUAAGGGUGAAGUGAAUAAAUGCACUCCCCCCGCACCCCCCCCCCGCCA